Molecule: messenger RNA, 1486 nt
Organism: Physella acuta
Lineage: Eukaryota; Metazoa; Mollusca; Gastropoda; Physidae
Source: RefSeq, a predicted model, not a curated record
GGGUCAAACAUGGCUCCCUUCGAUACCUUUCUUAACAGAAGCACUUCACGUACCAAUAAAACUAGCAAAUAACAAUAACUUGUGCAGGUCUAAGAUCUCGUGGACUGAAAAUAAAUCAAUUGUUAGGUCCACUUCUGUUUGAACAUUCUGAAAAUGUCUCUCUACAAUCAGUCAACAAGUGCUAUAGAGAUAUCUUCUGAUGAGGAAGGAAACCUUAUUGUAGCUUUGGAGGAUACUUCAACUGUUUCAAAAACUGUGGUGUCCAACUGCUCUAAAAGUGAACCAGGUAGCUUUAUGGAGGAAAAACUUAAUACUUUAAUUGACAGUUAUUCCAAGUGUACUGGUCCUCCAUUGAAUGGAAAUAUUGUGUAUAGAAUGCAACCCUCCAAUGUGGCACUGUUUAAGAGGUGUAUGCAAACAGCAUUUACUACUAGUAAACUUGAUACAGAUUCUGUAGAACGGUUUGAUAAUGCUGUUUUGAAGCUCCAGAAAGAAGUCCAAUAUUUAGCAAAGAACAGUAGUGACUGGCCCAGACUUGUAGAACUUUUAAAUAUGCCUUUUACUUUCAACAAAUCAGGAAAAUUAUCAAGCACUUUAACUGUAACAGCAGUUGAGGCAUGGAAUAAUCAAGGAGUUGAACUCAAUGAAGAGUAUGGAAAUACGUCCACCAUGGAAGGAUCUAGUAAUAAUAAACCCAGUGUGGAAAUAUCUUCUAAAGGGAUAAGUCAGUCUGAUGUGUAUAUGUGUACAGAUGAAACUAUUCCUGGUGUUGUUGUUGUGGCAUCUGCUAAAAAGGGAAAUGAGCCUAGUGUGGCAGAGAAGGUUGGGAUAAACACCAAGAGUAAGAUUUUAAUAAAAACCAGCUGUUGUUCCAGGUGUUUUUUGAGCAGCAGAGAGCUGCAUCAAACCCGGAAGACAGUCAGAUUGCUUAAAAACGCAUGCCGCGCUCUAAAACUACCUCUAAUAGGACGUCUGGAACAAACUGUGAAGAGCAAAUCCAUAGAGAUCCAGGAGCUUACAAAUAAGCUAAAGAAAAGUUUGGCAGAGGAGAAAAACAAGAAUGAACUGGCUGUUGUAAGUGCCCGUAAAAAUGUAAGACAUUUUAAAAAAUUGCAUUCAAAAUUGAAAUGUUCAAUGCAGACAUUUGGAGAAGACAGUAAGAAGACUAUGCUUGAGUUGGAAAACAAAAAAAAAGAGAAUGAAACUGAAAUAGAAAAUCUAAAGGCGGAAAUAGCCAAAAUAGUGGCAGAGAAUAGAGUGAUAGAAAAAGAAACAGAUACAUAUAUCGAUAAGCUCCAUUCUGCGUUAAAUUCUUGAUUUUUAAGGUGGGUAUAGGUGUAUAAUAUUAGCUCAGUUAGUCAUCAAGAUUAACAUUGUUAUUUGUCUGAAAGUGUAUAUUUGUUCUGUUUUUCGCAUGAACAAAUUAUUCAGUUAUUUUUUUCAACCUGAUGUUAAUGGAUUAAAUAAUUACAGAUGUAAAUUGAAA